Molecule: messenger RNA, 1479 nt
Organism: Rattus rattus (black rat)
Lineage: Eukaryota; Metazoa; Chordata; Mammalia; Rodentia; Muridae
Gene: H1-2
Product: H1.2 linker histone, cluster member
Exons: 1
Coding region: 41-679 (212 amino acids)
Biological process (GO): nucleosome assembly
Cellular component (GO): nucleosome
Molecular function (GO): structural constituent of chromatin; DNA binding
Source: RefSeq, a predicted model, not a curated record
CGGCGUAUUGCCAUUAGUUCCUGACUUCCAGAGGCUCAUCAUGUCGGAAACUGCUCCUGCUGCCCCUGCUGCCGCGCCCCCUGCGGAAAAGGCGCCGGCCAAGAAGAAGGCUGCCAAGAAACCUGCAGGGAUGCGCCGCAAGGCGUCCGGACCCCCGGUGUCCGAGCUCAUCACCAAGGCUGUGGCUGCUUCCAAGGAGCGCAGCGGCGUGUCCCUGGCUGCGCUCAAGAAGGCGCUGGCGGCGGCCGGCUACGAUGUGGAGAAGAACAACAGCCGCAUCAAACUCGGGCUGAAGAGCCUGGUGAGCAAGGGCAUUCUGGUGCAGACCAAGGGCACCGGCGCCUCCGGCUCCUUUAAACUCAACAAGAAGGCAGCUUCUGGCGAGGCCAAGCCCAAAGCUAAGAAGGCCGCUGCGGCUAAGGCGAAGAAGCCUGCAGGCGCAGCCAAGAAGCCCAAGAAAGCGACUGGUGCUGCCACACCCAAAAAGGCUGCCAAGAAGACCCCUAAGAAAGCCAAGAAGCCUGCUGCGGCUGCUGUGACCAAGAAAGUAGCCAAGAGCCCGAAGAAAGCCAAGGUUACCAAGGCCAAGAAGGUCAAGAGCGCGUCUAAGGCAGUGAAGCCGAAGGCUGCCAAGCCCAAGGUUGCUAAGGCCAAGAAGGUUGCAGCCAAGAAGAAGUAAGCUGUCUCCUUUCCAAUCCAAAAGGCUCUUUUCAGAGCCACCACAUCCACUUAAGAGCUGUGACACUUUGAUAGUUAACGAAGCAGGGCUGCCUUGGACUCCACCCAGGCAGCGCUCCGCGUGUUGGGUGGGGUUAAUUUUCCCACUUCGCGACGUUUGCCCUGGGCAGCUCAGAAGUGCUACGUGUUGCACCCUCCCCAAGGCUGUCAACAGCAGAAAGCAACCCCUGCCGCUAGUCCGUAUUGGACUGCAAGGUGAUUUGAAAGUUCCGCCCUUCCUCUGUGUUGACUCACUUCCACCUGGGACUUCAGUCAGUUUGGUUGGGCGCCAUUACGAACUUUGCGCUUCCUGUGGAAAAACGCGUUCCGGACUUUCCUUCUGGGCUCAGCGUCUCCUGUGGGUGUUAACCUUGAAGUGUGGGAGAAAGUCCGGUGUUGGCGCCAAGACAUGAGGGGGCAGCUACCUGGACGACUGACCUCAGUUAAGUCUGAUCUGGGGCUGAAUGAUUGUUGUGCUUUCAGUUUGUUUGCUACAGCGAUGGAGUGAUGGAUUGAACUGCGUCACAACUUUGGUCAGCCAUUUCUUUUCUUUUUAAAGUUUAUUACCAUUACGGAUUACUUGUUUUGCCUCAUGUUGACUCAAGACAGUUGUAGAUUAACAUUGCCUCAGUUUCCCGAAGGGCUUAAGUUAGACGUAUGUCAUCACUAAAGAUCGACCUCACAUAAAUACUGAGGUUUUUUGGUAAUUCUUUGUUCAGUUAAUACAUUGGCUGUGUGCUUAUAAUAAAAAGCUUUAGUUUU